AUGGCGAGGCAGGAUGCGCUCUACAGCUUUGGGGCGAGCGGCGUGCUGAUGGAGCUGGAAGGUGACCCAGAGGGCUUGCAGCAGAAGGUACGUCUGGAGCUUGCAGAGAACACCGCGAUGCAGCUGCGUGUGCAAUCCUACGAGACCACCGUGACAGCGGGAGUACUUUCUUCCAGCGAGAUCCAGACCAUCGAGGACGAACGCGACAGUCUUCUCUGGGAGACCAUCCCGAACUUGCUGUUGCCCGGCUUGAAAUUUGUGUUGUGCCAGUAUGUGCUCCCCAAGCAUCACCCGCAAACGAGCGGCCUACACGCGCCUGGCUGA
Messenger RNA from Prorocentrum cordatum, 324 nucleotides. The record is from the annotation of a GenBank genome assembly. Lineage: Eukaryota; Dinophyceae; Prorocentrales; Prorocentraceae.